CUUCGGUCAUCCACUCUUGUAUGAACCUGAUUCUUCCAAAUCAGAUUCCUUUCUCCCUCUUCAUCUCAUCUGCGCUUUCGAGACAUCGCCCCUAUCGCUGCCCGCGACAUUAUUAAUCACACUCACUGCGAUCGCAUCAGCCUUGAUUCGCGACCCGAGACAUAUAUUGGCGAUCUGUCAACAUCCCUGAAGCCUUUACAUUCAGUCAUCGCAAGAAGACUCGAUCUCAUCCUUACCUCAGAUUGUGACCGGCGGAUCCGUCAACUCGUUGCGAUACCGACCUUCGAAACCCGUCGCAUUUGUUCGUCGCGAUUAGGAAACCUCACUUACAAGACAAUUCAAUUCCAAGUUUCUCAUCAUUUCAUCGAGCUAUUCACUAUUCUCUGGUUUAUCCCCACGACGAAAAACUAGCUCCUUGCUCGUGCUGGCUCCUGUUCAGCUCCACUAGCAGCGCAGCACAAUGGCGAAUCCUCAACCUGAUAUCCAGAGUAUUCUGGCCGCACUCGCGUCGCAGCGGCCGACAGGGACCCCGACCCAGACACCACCCGGCGCUCCCAACCAGGCAUACCCUCCCCCGCCUGCGUCCGCGCAGCCUGCGGCCACAUACCAGCCGCCCCCUCCGAACUCCAGCAGCUAUGGUGCACCUGGCUACAAUGGCCUCCCUGCGCCAUCAUCCAGCGGAAACCUUGACCUGAGCUCGAUUCGACCCGUGAACUCGGGAACAUUGAGUAUUGCUGAUGCGAUUGCUCAAGCCAAGGCUUAUGCCGCCGAAAAGGGUGUGACAUCCUACGACCGCCCCCUUGUCUAUGCCUCCGAGUCACGAGGACCCGAUCGAGGAUACAACCGCUCAAGAUCACGAUCACCCGCCCGUGACGAGUUCCGUGAUGGCGUGAAUCCAUACAGAGAUGAGCGACGUGGUGGUGACCGAGGCUCGCAUGGUCGCGGCUAUGGUCGAGAUCGUUCUUACUCGCCAGGCCCCCGUGGUCGCAAUUUCUCUCCUCGAGGAAGCAAUGGACGCGAGAGGUCUCCUUUGAGAGGAGGGGAUGACAACUCGGAGACCAUUGAGAUCGAUUCAAGUCUUGUAGGCCUCAUUAUCGGCAGACAAGGAGAGAAUCUUCGACGCAUAGAAUCUGAAUCCAACUGCCGAGUCCAGUUUCUGGCCGCCACUGAUGGUGGUCCGCACAGGCUGUGCAAGAUCUCUGGGCCGCGGCACCGUCGUGCUGAAGUGAAGGAUGCCAUUAACCGUAUUAUCGACGAUAGCGGAAUGGGCGCUCUCAACCGCCCCGAAAAGCCUCGCGACCCCAACAAGGGCGGUGCUGCGGCUCUACGCGAAGGGGAGGACCACAUGCAAAUCAUGGUCCCUGAUAGGACUGUUGGCCUGAUCAUUGGGCGUGGCGGUGAAACUAUCCGUGACCUCCAAGAGCGAUCCGGUUGCCAUAUUAACAUCGUUGGCGAAUCUAAGAGUGUGAACGGAUUGCGACCUGUCAACCUCAUCGGCACGCGCGAAGCUGCCGCUCGCGCCAAGGAUUUCAUCAUGGAGAUUGUUGACAGUGAUAGUCGAGGCGACGCGCCGCCGCCUGUUAAGAGGUUGGGAGGUGGAGGAUCAGCUCCUGGAGGCCGCCAUGAUGCUCCCCAGAGGGAUGCGGGAGGCUCUGGUGGCCCCGACAAGAUCAAUGAUGCUGUAUAUGUGCCUUCAGAUGCGGUAGGUAUGAUCAUAGGAAAGGGUGGCGAGACGAUUCGGGAGAUGCAGAACACCACCGGAUGCAAGAUCAACGUGGCUCAAUCUUCUGGUCCCGGUGAGACUCAAAGGGAGAUUGCCUUGAUAGGUUCGCGAGAUAGUAUUGCGCGAGCCAAGCUUGCCAUUGACGAGAAGGUGGAUGCAGUGCGCCAGAAAGGCAGUGGUCCACGUGGUGGUGGUGGUAGUGGCAGCGGCCGUGGACAUCAAGACCAUGACAGGCCCAGCUACUCUCAACCGCAAGGUUCCAGUGCUCCUACUAACCAGCCCCCUCAACCGGCUUCAGCUGAUGGAUCUGAUCCAUACGCUCAAUGUAAGUCUUGAUAUGUUGUGCCCUUGUGCCCUUGCUGAAUGCUAAUCAACAUAGAUGGUGGUUACCAGAAUUACCUC
Molecule: messenger RNA, 2125 nt
Organism: Fusarium redolens
Lineage: Eukaryota; Fungi; Ascomycota; Sordariomycetes; Hypocreales; Nectriaceae
Exons: 3
Coding region: 461-2059 (532 amino acids)
Biological process (GO): regulation of gene expression
Cellular component (GO): nucleus; cytoplasm
Molecular function (GO): mRNA binding
Source: RefSeq, a predicted model, not a curated record